ACAUGAAACAAGAUACUUCUAAACGUCUAUUCACCUUGAUGUAAACUAGGAUGACGUUGUACACAUGCUAGAAAUGAAAGCAGCAGGAAAAAUGUCAAAAAAUUGGAAAAUAUCGAAAAUCCUGUGUAUUUAGCAAAUAUAUGCUAUCAAGCUGGCUUUCUGCAUAGACAGUAGAUAUUUAUCCAGUGAAGAUUCUCACUUUGUUGAUCUUGUUACAGAAGAUUUGGUAGACUUUAAGACACAUUCCUUAUAUAAAGUGGUUUUGCUGUUUCCACCAGUUAAUAAUUACUUGCGAUUGCUGAUCCAUAAGACUGUAGAAGAUUUUCCAGAUCUACAUAGUUUCUCUGUAGGAGAAGGGAACCAGAGGCAGACAGUUGUCUGCUGGACUCAAGCUUUAAUUGAUAGGGACAAGGCAGUAGAGUUUGAUUACCUCCGACCCCCAGGGAUGAGGGGUCGGGGAAGAGCUAGGUUCAAGGGUAACAACAGUCCCAGCCCAGGUCCAGGAAACAGAAAUGGUUCUGGAGAUAAUGGAGACAGAUGGAGUCAUGACAGAUAUAGUCCUGAGCUAGGUACCAGACAGACUCCUACCUAUAAUGAUAGACAGACUAGACCGGGAGCCAUUAUCAGUUCAAGGUCACCAUGCCAACAGAAUGAUGACAGAAGUAGUCCAGUUGGUAGGCCAGUGAGAACUGAAGAACAAAGAACACCUGUAGCAGGAAAUGAUGCUUCCUCAUCAAGUGUUAAAAAGUCUGAGAGACCCAGAAAUCGUCGUCCUGAUGUUCAGGUGUACGUUCCACGGGCCAGACGUCAGCAGCCUGGUCAGAAUGGCCAUGAGAACCAAGCUAGCCCGGAUCAUUCAGAAGUUAUGCCGAGAGUUACUCCUGUCAGACAGGUGAUUCAUAAUCAUAUUAAAGGAUAUGAAAAAAAGAAGGAUUCUGAAGAAGAUGGUGAUGAUAUAAAAAGUGCUAUAUUAAGAAAUUCAGUAGAUGAUGGUGAAAACUUUCCAAAGUCUGACAGUCACAGGAAUACUAAUAUUGAAUCAUAUGUAGGUGAUGAAACUGAAAACCUACCUGAUGAUAACAUUGAUAGUGAUGAAGUGAUGAAAGAUGGGGCCAACACUGAGGAUAUUCAUCAAAUUAAAGAUUGUGAAAUUCCUGAUGAAAAUUUAACAGAGGAAAACAAUACUAAAGAAAAUACUGUGGAAAUAAACAAUGAAAAUUCUGCUGAAGCAAUGGACUGUACUCUGUCCUGUGGUGAAUCUUUGAUGAGGAAACAGGAAAUUGAUAAAGAAGACAUUGAAAUGUCUGGAAACUUAGAAGAACAGCCAGAUGAUGAUGAGAAAGAGUUUGAGGAUGGAAACAAAUCAAAAGGUGUGAGUAAUGUUGACCAAUCAGACGCUGUUACUGAUAAUAGCAGCCAAUCAAAAGAGGAGGAAGUAGAUGAAGACUCCUGGGAUGCUAUGUUUGAUGAUGAUGGUGAAUGUUUGGAUCCGACAGCAAUGGAAGAGUUAACAAAGACUGUUGGUAAAGUGAAGAUCCAGAAGUCAAAGAAGAUCAACUAUCUAGACUAUCAGCCAAAAGAUAAAUCUAAUUUUGAUUUUACUCAAUAUGAACAUAUUAUAGAGAUAUAUGACUUCCCCGUAGAUUUUGUUACAAGAGACCUAAUUAUAGCAUUCCAGGCCUUUAUGUCUCGGGGGUUUGAUCUCAAAUGGGUAGAUGAUACACAUGCCCUUGGAAUAUUUAGUAGUGCAAUAGCAGCUCAAGAUGCAUUACAGUUGGUACAUCCUUUGUUGAAGGUACGUCCACUAUCACAGGCCUCUAAACAGUCACAGAAUAAAGCCAAGAGAUGUACUGAAUUUUUACAACCAUAUAAACCUCGGCCUGAGACUUCAGCAAUGGCAGCAAGACGUCUAGUAGCAGGUGCUCUCGGCCUAGCAACAGGAGUAUCCAAGGAGAAGCGUGAAAUGGAGAGAAAGCAACUUAAAGAAGCCAAAGCCAAGAAACGUCAGGAGAGGCAAAAUAGAGAAAAUAUCUGGGAGUACGGGAAUUGUGCAAUGGAUGAAGAGCCAUAGAAAUAUAAUGAAUAAUUGUGUUUCAGUAUUAUAUUGAAAGAACAAAGGUAACUUGUGGACUUAUGUAUGCAUUGAGGAAUAAAAUAUGCAAGAAGAAAAAUCCCGAGUAUCAAGCUCAUGAUAGACAUUCAGUAAAUAUGUUUGUUUACCAAGUUCUUACUGAUGACACGAAGAACAAAAUACGCAAGGAAGAAUAAGUUUGAGCUUCAAGCUGUAAGAGGAUAUAGAAAGAGUAUGUUGCAGAAUGAUUCAAGCGCUUAAAAGACUCUGAGCUAAAAUAUUGAAGAAUAUUUUUAAGCUUUUAGAGGAAACUGAGCUGUUAUGUUGAAGAAUGUUUCAAGCUGUCAGGAAACACUGAGCUGAAACGUUGAAUUUCAACCACUUAGAAGACACUGAGCAAAAAAACCUUGAAUGACUUA
Messenger RNA from Ruditapes philippinarum (Manila clam), 2490 nucleotides. RefSeq names its product coiled-coil domain-containing protein R3HCC1L-like. NCBI's taxonomy places the organism in Eukaryota, Metazoa, Mollusca, Bivalvia, Venerida, Veneridae. Bases 446 to 2071 code for a protein of 541 amino acids. The transcript is spliced from 14 exons. The record is from RefSeq and is a predicted model, not a curated record.